This is a messenger RNA of Rotaria sp. Silwood2, 903 nucleotides long. Lineage: Eukaryota; Metazoa; Rotifera; Eurotatoria; Philodinida; Philodinidae. The record is from the annotation of a GenBank genome assembly.
AUGAACACAACAAAUAUUACUAAUAAUUCUUUAUUUUCAUACGAUGAUUAUUUUACAAAUACACUUGAAAUUAUACAAGGUUCAAUUUAUAUACCUAUUUUUUGUGCUGGAAUUGGCAAUAAUAUUUUAACUAUUUUAAUUAUUUCACUUAAUCAAGAUAUGAGAACAGUAACUAAUUGUUAUUUACUUAAUUUAGCUAUAAGUGAUACAUUACCAUUAAUUGUUAGUUUACCAUUUGAAAUUUCGUUUUUACCGAUUGAAGUUCCUUGGGGUCAUCUUGGCUGUCGAAUUCGUGCUCUUCUUGCCGAAACUUCAACUAAUGCAUCUAUACUAACCAUAAGCGCAUUUACAAUUGAACGUUAUUUAGCUGUCUGUGGUCCUUUUCGUAUAUCAUCUUUAUCGACAAUACGACGUGCAAUUAAAGUUCAAAUAUUUAUUUGGCUUAUUGCUAUACUGUCAUCUACACCUUAUUUUUAUUUUACAAACAAUGUUGAUCAUCAAUGUUUAUUUGAUCGAAAUUUUCAAUUAUUUGUUACUAUAUGUUUAUACAUAUCAGCCAUUUGUUUUUUUCUUUUACCAGCAUUUAUACUUUGUCUUUUAUAUGCUUUAAUGGCACAACGAUUAUAUAAUAUUGGUUUACUUCAUGAAAUACAUAGGUCAAAAAAUGAAAAAAAUAAUUCGAAUCUUUUACCGAUGAAUCUACAACCUUACCGAAGUGUCGAUAGUCGUUUAGAAAAACGACAAUUUCGACCGACUAACUAUUCAUUAUCACGUACUUUAACAUUAACACGACAGUCAACAUAUCGUAAUGGAAAUAGAGCAUCACCUGGUUUGUUAUUACACAUACAAGCAAUGAAAAAAUCAGCUUUUAAAAUGCUUUGUAAGUUUAUUUUAUCAUUAUAG